Lathyrus oleraceus (garden pea) is the source of this 1527-nucleotide messenger RNA. RefSeq lists its product as uncharacterized. Lineage: Eukaryota; Viridiplantae; Streptophyta; Magnoliopsida; Fabales; Fabaceae. The transcript is spliced from 4 exons. The record is from RefSeq and is a predicted model, not a curated record. Bases 1 to 1527 code for a protein of 508 amino acids.
AUGUCACAACAUCAAAAUACUCCUGCUACCAAGUCUACUCAAAAGGUUAGCGCUCAUUCCUUGGACAUUCCCGAUGAUGAGAUUAUGGAUGUGGUUCCUCUAUCGGUUAUUCCCUGCGAGGCCCUUGAUUUGAACCAUCCCAUGGAUGCCUCAGCUUUUGCAUGCCCCAAUCAAGGUAACAUCUCUAGUAUUCCUUCUGGCUUAACUCCUGCCACUAAUUCUAAGGAAGAUAUACACCACAUUGAUCGUGUUAUAAGAAACCUAGUCACUAGAAUCCUUAAUGAAGGACAUUUUGUGAAGGGAGUCUCUACUCCCCUGUCUAAAAUGUACCCCUCUACUGAGGUUGAACAACAUAGUGAAAAGGAUGACGAUUCCUCCAGUUCUGAGAAGGACAUGGCUGCUGAAGGGUUAUGCUCUCUAGGGCAAACUGUGUCUGGUAAAGGAAAACUUGUGGCAUCUAAAACUACCAAUGCUUCACACUCUGAGAAGCAUGAUGAUGCAAAUGAUGUGAUUGACCUAGAGGAUGAUAAGUAUGAUGAUCAAGAGGAUAACUUACUUCAUCAUUUAAAGCCAAGUGUGGCUAAACGCAUGAAGACUCGAAAAGGAAGAUCUGUGGCUGAACUUAUGUCAGCUAGAAAAGCUAAGAACACUGCUGGUAUUGGGCCCUCGAAAUCUUGGAGCAAGGUUGAAGUGAAGAAGAGGAAGGAUGGAGCUGCCAAGUGGAAAUUUAUGAUUCAAAGAAGGGUGGCUGUGGAAAGGGAGUUGGGAAAGGAUACUGCUGAAGUCAAUGAGGUCAUGGACCUGAUAAAGGCUGCUGGGUUGUUGAAGACUGUGGCUGGGUUCUCUCAGUGCUAUGAGGGUUUAGUUAAGGAAUUCAUUGUCAAUAUUCCUGAGGAUAUUGCUUAUAAGAACAUCAAGGAAUUUUGCAAGGUGUUUGUGAGGGCUAGGCAGGUGAAAGGCUGGCCUAUUAAAAAAUAUCUUCCUGCUGGGAAGUUGACUGUCAAGGAUGUUAUAUUGCAUAAAAUAGGAGCUGCAAAUUGGGUGCCUACCAACCAUAUUUCCACCAUUGCUAAUACCCUUGGAAGGUUCAUUUUUUCUGUUGGAACCAAAAUGAAUUUUGACUAUGGUAGAUUUAUGUUUGAACAAAUCAUCAAACAUGCAUCUACUAAUACAGUUAAGUUGCCUAUUGCCUUUCCCUCUAUGAUUUGUGGGAUUAUCCUGAAUCAACACCCUGGUAUUCUGUAUUCUAAUGAAUUACCAAGUAGAAGAAAACCUGCUCUGUCUAUGCACUAUAAACUGUUUGAAGGUAGUCAUGUCGAAGAUAUUGUCAUGACAUCUUCCAUGAAAAAGCCAACCACAAAAGUUGGAACAAUUGCUGAGCUUAAGGAGACUUGUAAAGAGUUGUGUGAAGGGAUAAGAGUAGCAACAACUAGAAAACAAUUUGAGAGGUCUGCAAACAAUGAUGAGACAAGUGGAAAUUCUGUUUCUGGUGCUGAUGAAGCUGCAAGCUCAAGCUCUACUGAUUAG